This is a messenger RNA of Volvox carteri f. nagariensis, 4124 nucleotides long. RefSeq lists its product as uncharacterized. The transcript has 15 exons. The record is from RefSeq and is a predicted model, not a curated record. Bases 106 to 2793 code for a protein of 895 amino acids. Lineage: Eukaryota; Viridiplantae; Chlorophyta; Chlorophyceae; Chlamydomonadales; Volvocaceae. Gene Ontology annotation, cellular component: Golgi membrane.
AUGGAAGCCGAGUUCACCGGGCUGUACUGUUUUCCUUACUCAAUAUAACCCUUUGAUUUCUAACAUUUACGAGUCCUGGUCUUCAAGCAGCGACCUCGUGCCACCAUGGCUCGGCCACGGUUGGUGUUGGCCUUACUUGUAGCUCUUGUUGGCCUCGCCAUAGCUGCUGAUGACACCACAAAGGCGUCACCAGAAGCUUCAGCUUCAGCUGCUGGGCCUAAAACUGCCACCACGACCGUACAAGUCAUCACCCUGGCACCAGCAGCUACGAUUUCUAAUAAUGAUGAUAUUGAUCCGACAGGCAACUGCCUCGAAGAGAUAAAGCUUCACUGCGAAGGAGUUGAUGUUGGCGAGGGUAACCUUGCGGAUUGCGUCAGCGCUUUGAUAGCCGAAUCUGAACUUCAGGAUGCCGAGUCAGACGGGGACCCUCCGAGCGUCAGCGAUGCUUGUCGAGAGGAGGUGUACCAGUACAAGAUUUCCCGCAAUACUAACAUCAACAAAAACAUUCCCUUGGCCAAGGCAUGCAAGGUCGAUGCGGAAAGCCACUGCAACAACACGUGGUUCUUCGGCUACACGACUGGCAAGAUUAUAACUUGCCUUAGGGGAAUUAAGGAAAUGCUGGCGCCGGCGUGCGCCAAGCAGAUCUUCAAGCUGCAGGUGGACGCUGCGACGGACUUCCGCGCCGACCCGGAACUUUACGAAGCUUGCAAGGACGACGCCACGACGCUGUGCGAGGGCGUUAAGUUUGGCGGCGGCCGCGUGCAGGCUUGUCUGAGGGACAAGCGCAUGCAGCUGUCGUGGAGGUGCGAGGAGCAGCUGUUCCGGCAGGAGGUGGAGGACUCAGACGACAUCCGCUUAAGUGUGCGGCUCUACACGCUGUGCAUGCGGGAGAAGCGCAAGUUCUGCAUGGACGUGGAGCCCGGUGCUGCCAAGGUGAAGGACUGCCUGGAGGAGCACCGCAACGAAGAUGGCUUUGGCAAUCAGUGCCGUGAAGAGGUCAACAAGAUGAUCGAGGCGCGUGUGCGUGACUUCCGUCUGGACUCGCGGCUUCGCAAGAAGUGCGAAUCGGACAUUUACAACAUAUGUGCUUACCUGGGCGAGGUUGAUAACAUAGACAUUGCGGACGAGUCGAUCGUCAAUUGCCUACAGGAUUACAUGAAAGAGAUCCAGGACAACGAUUGCCGUGCGACGGUGAAGAAGUACAAGGAGCUUUCGGCGGAGGAUAUUCGCUUUAAUGUUCCCUUGGCGGAGGCAUGUUUUGAGGACCGCCAGCGUCUGUGCGCUAACAUACCUCCGGGCUCGGCACGUGUACUCCGCUGCCUGACUGGGAGCCGCACGAAACUCUCGCCCUUGUGUCGCGCAACGCUGUUCGACGAGGAGAUUCGUUUUUCCGAGAAUAUUGACUUCCAGUACCCCAUGAAGACUGCCUGCGGGCAGGAGCUCGAACGCUACUGCAAAGACGUGCCGCACGGCGAGGCGCGUGCUAUCCGUUGUCUACAGGACAACAAGGCCGAUCCGGACUUUGGCGUGGAGUGUCGCAAACAGGUGCAGCAGUACGAGAACGAGGUGUCCACUGACUACCGCCUCAAUUACCGCCUCAAGAAGGAGUGCCGGGACGAUAUCGAUUCGCUCUGUUCCUCGGUGUGCACGGCGGACGACGGCACGAUAUGCGGGGGCACCGUGUUGCGUUGCCUGACGGAGCGCAAGGAGGACAUCAAGAGCGAGAGCUGCCAGCGGGAGGUGCUGUACUUUGAAAAGAUGGAGGUCUCCAAUUUUAACAACGACGUCAUCCUGGCGGCUGCUUGCCGCAAUGAUGUGCAGAAGUUCUGCUCCACGAUCGAGCCAGGUGAGGGUCGCGUGCACGAGUGCCUCCGCUCCCACCGGGCUAACCUGACUGAAGCCUGCCGCCGCGAGGAGCUGCUCCUGGAGGAGGAGGAGGCUGAAAACGUGGAGCUUAGACCUGGGUUACUGCGCAUCUGCCGCAGCGAGCGCCGCGUAUUUUGCGGCAGCGUGUCACCAGGCCAGGCGCGCGUGUUCCGCUGCCUGGCCGAAAAGAUUUCGGACCCUGACUUCGGAGAGCCGUGCCGCAAGGAAAUCACUAGCAAGCUGCUGCGCCGACAGGCCAACUGGAAGUUGGACCCUACGCUCCGCAAGGCGUGCAGGACAUCCGUAUCCACAUUGUGCGCUGCGGAGGAUGCGGCCAACAGCGAGGAGGGCCUGGUGUACAAGUGCCUAGCGAACCACUAUAUGGACCUGGACGAGGCCUGCCAGAAGGAGCUGGGCCGCGCAGUGCACAUGGCCUUCUUUGUGUGGACCGAGGGCGCCAUCCUGACCUCGGACUGUGACGAGGACGUCAAGGCGUUGUGCCUGUCCGCACGUCCCAGCAUGGCCAUGACGCCGGGUGCCGUCGGCCAGUGCCUUGCCGCACAGUUGGAGGAGGGCUCCAAGCCCGACGCCGACCUGACUAUCCCGCGGCUUUCGGAAAAGUGCAGCGCCUUGGUGGACGUUGCGGAGCCGCCGAACAUGAAGCAGGCCUUUGAGGCGUCGCUAACAGUGGCACUGCUGCAGUCGCAGCUCUCAGCCGUGGAGGCGUCUACCGGGCUGACCAUGCUGCAGCGCGACAACCAGGGCAACGCGCAGGCGCUGACGUUGACGGGCUGGACGGCGCUGCUGGGCAUUGCUUCAAUGGUGUUAUUGGUGCUGUGGGGGAUCAACUACGGGUAUCGCCAGUAUCGUGGAAUGCCCCAGCAGGCGGGCUACACCUUGGUCGUGAAGGGCAGGGGCAGUCGGUGAUGGGGUUGGAUGGAGCACAGCUCUGUUCGCUUUGAUAUGUCCGUGCUGUACUAGCGGCGUUAUGCAAGUGGUGUUCUUGUAGAUGGUGGGCAUUGGAGUAAGGGACAAGGUGUUGGUGUUGGUUAUGUGGCACAGUCGUGAUAGCGGGAAUUGCACCACCUCAUCUUGCGGGGUGAGGGUGUAACCGCAUUGAGUCGCAACGCUUACUGGUUUGCAGGACAGGGCAGUAUGGGGAGGGGGUUAGAGACGGACGAGAACUUAUACCAAUAGGAUUGUGAACUCGCUGAAGCGUAGGUUAUUUACUGGCCGCAUGGUCUUGCUUCGUAGGAUUAUACGUAUUUGUGGUAUCCUGUGAGGCCGGCCAAGCGCCCAUCACUGACGCAUAACAGAGCGGGAUUGGGCGACUGGUGAAGAGGCGCCAGCCGUCCUUGCGUCCUGGGCCAUCAUAAUGCCCACUCUUUGCUCUAACGUGCUCACCAGUGUAGGUUGGCAAGUCAAGUGGGUCAGGUAAAUGAGGCAAGGUGGGUUUGAAGUGAAUGGGUAGACGCUUGUACGAGUACCGCACGUGGGCAACGUGCCGGGGAAGAUUAGCCGAAGACUUUUUUUCACUUGUGUCGUUAUGUGAGAAGUGGACGAAUGUCUUCAUAAAGUUCGACACGGCCUGGAUAUCGCAUGACCAUCGCGAUAGGACGGGAUAAGGGGAGAUGUGCUUCGUGAUUUACGGAUGGAGUGAUGGCCUAGCCGGCGAGAGCCGACAAAUCUGUGCCGAGAAUUGGCGCGGUCCUUGGCCGCGCUGGAAUAACGCUGUGUGCGUGCGCAAAAACAGGGCACAUUGCUCGACACGAGUUUGAGAUAUGGACGCGCUUACUAGGUAGUUGCGCUGUGUCACCAUCCUGCAUCUUAUACAAAUCGAUCGAUCGUUUUCUGCAACUUCCUGGGAGCCUCAUGGCAUUUGUUUAGUCUAGGGUGCUGAGGUCCCUUUUUGUGUACGCACGCAACUGGGCAGUGUGGCCCCGACGAUAGUUGUACCAUCGACGACAUCCUCAGCAUGUACAUGCAUGCGGCCAGUACGUAUAUACCCUUGGUUACGUACCUUCUCACAAACGGGGACGAUUCUACUAUAGGAAGGUGGGGAUUGGGCGCGGUGCGGGUGCAGAAUUGCUAACAUAGCGAGCCGGCAGGUUAUCUCAUGGCCCCAGGUCCAUGAGAUUUACCUGCCACCUGGCCGGCAUGGAGGAUUGGAAGGGAUGUCGCUUUGAUAUCGCUGCGUCCAGAUUGCCUACGGGCUUCGUGCUGAAGCUGAGGUAACUUGUAAAGUACAUUCCUCACAC